AUGCCUCCUCAGAAGACAGGACCACCCCCCUCCACAAGGGGUUACUGGCCCUCUACCAACCCAUGGUGGGGAAACUAUCUCUGGAAGAACCCCCACCCCACAAGCUGCCCAGGCAAGAUGUGGUGGCUGCUCCUCUGCGGAAUCCUCCAGACUUGCCCCACACAGGGCUCUGUCCUCUUGGCCCAACGGCUACCCCAGAAGCUGACAUCCCCUGGGUACCCGAAGCCAUAUCUCAAAGGCCAAGUGAGCACCACUGACAUCGAGGCUCCAGAGGGCUUUGUUGUGAGGCUCAUCUUCCAGGAUUUCGACCUGGAGCCAUCCCAGGACUGUGAACAAGACUCUGUCACAGUUACAGGCAGUGGGACGCCUCCAAACCGGUUCUGUGGGCAGCAGGGCGCCCUGCUGGGCAGCCCUCCUGGUCAGAGGGAGUUUGUGUCCUCAGGAAGAAGUUUGCAGCUGACCUUCCGCACAGAUGCCUCCUCAGAGGACAGGAUUCCCCACCUCCACAAGGGCUUCCUGGCCUUCUACCAAGCCAUGGUUGUGGAUGAUAGUCGGCCCAUCAGCCAGGCCAAUGGGAGCUCCACGGCCAUCAGCACACCUGGAGACAACUCCUCCAAGACCCAGAGCCAUUGCCAAGAGCUAUAUUAUCAGGCAGUGCCAGCAGGGACACUCACCUGCACAAUCCAGGGCACCUGGGAGGACAGACAGAACAGGGAGGAGGCUUCUCAGUGUGUGCCUGUGUGUGGACGGCCAGUCAUUCCCAUCACCGAGAACCAAGAGGCCUUUGGUUCUUCCAGAGCUCAGUUGGGCAACUUCCCCUGGCAAGCCUUCACCAGUAUCUAUGGCCGGGGAGGUGGGGCACUGCUGGGUGACAGAUGGGUCCUCACCGCUGCCCAUACCAUCUAUCCCAAAGACAGCAUCUUCCCCCAGAAGAACCGGAGUGUGAAUGUGUUUCUGGGCCACACAAACAUAGAUGAGAUGCUGAAACUGGGAAACCACCAUGUCCGCCGCGUUAUCGUACACCCAGACUACCGUCAGAAUGAGUCCCACAACUUCAAUGGAGACAUAGCUCUCCUGGAACUCCAGCACAGGGUCUCUCUGGGCCCCCACCUCCUCCCAGUCUGUCUGCCCAACAAUGAGACUCUCUACCUCAGUGGACUUUGGGGCUAUGUCAGUGGGUUUGGCAUGAAGAUGGGCUGGUUAACUACUGAGUUGAAAUACUCAAGGCUGCCUAUAUCCAAAAGGGAAGACUGUGAGGCCUGGCUCCGAGAGAGGCAGCGGACUGAGGUGUUUUCUGACAAUAUGUUCUGUGUAGGGGAUAAGAUGCAACAGCAGAGUGUAUGCCAGGGGGACAGUGGUAGCAUCUAUGUGGUGUGGGAUGAUUGUGCCCAUCAAUGGGUGGCUACAGGCAUUGUAUCCUGGGGCAUCGGGUGUGACAAGGGGUAUGGUUUCUACACGAAAGUGCUCAACUAUGUGGACUGGAUUAAGAGAGUGAUGGAGGGGAAUGACUGA
This is a messenger RNA of Orycteropus afer afer, 1512 nucleotides long. It is a transcript of the gene C1RL, whose product is annotated as complement C1r subcomponent like. Gene Ontology annotation, cellular component: blood microparticle. Lineage: Eukaryota; Metazoa; Chordata; Mammalia; Tubulidentata; Orycteropodidae. Bases 1 to 1512 code for a protein of 503 amino acids. The record is from RefSeq and is a predicted model, not a curated record. Gene Ontology annotation, molecular function: serine-type endopeptidase activity. Gene Ontology annotation, biological process: zymogen activation. The transcript is spliced from 7 exons.